This is a messenger RNA of Vespula vulgaris, 2164 nucleotides long. It is a transcript of the gene Fpps, whose product is annotated as farnesyl pyrophosphate synthase. Gene Ontology annotation, cellular component: cytoplasm. Gene Ontology annotation, biological process: trans, trans-farnesyl diphosphate biosynthetic process. Bases 612 to 1811 code for a protein of 399 amino acids. The transcript has 7 exons. The record is from RefSeq and is a predicted model, not a curated record. NCBI's taxonomy places the organism in Eukaryota, Metazoa, Arthropoda, Insecta, Hymenoptera, Vespidae. Gene Ontology annotation, molecular function: dimethylallyltranstransferase activity; (2E,6E)-farnesyl diphosphate synthase activity.
UUCUUUUAUUAUCGUUCGUACUCGUAUAAAUCUUUAACGAUGAUAGAAAAACUCGUUAAAUAGAUAAAUUUUAUAUCAAAAUGCGAUAUAAAAUUCAUUUGAAUAUUUUCUAGAUGGGAGUCGUCUUUUGUAAAUAAGAAAUAAAUAAAAAAUGUGAUAAUUUAUAAGAAGGUAAAAAGGAAAAAAAAUAUAUGCGCUCGUACAACGUACAGUAAAUAUAUUAAGCAACUGGUAUAUCUCUUCUUGGCGCGUGUGUAUGUGUGUAUAUAUAUAUAAAGCAAGGUGAUCGAACGUUACCAUAGAAAAGUGAGCAUAUAGAACUGCGCGUAUCUCUGUCUUAAGGAGAAGGUCUAACGACGACGCCCUUUGGAUUUUCAUCGAGAUUUUUUUCUCUUCGUACUACCGUUCGUAUCGAAAGUAAAGAUUCUUUUUCUCCAUAUCUUAGCCGUAGAAAAGCGACGACGCGUUAACGAAAAAACGCAAUCUGCUUUCGGUUCGCUUGCGCGUGUCGUACGCUCGUGUAACGCUCGACGAGAAGAGGUUAGAACAAUAGGAAAUAUUACGAACAACACGUACACGUGCGUAUCGUACGUUCAAAGAGAACGUUGAACAUGUUCUCCUCCGCUAUAAGAAGGAGAUUGUUUGUCCUCUGCAGCAAUGGAUUUUACCACAAAGGCACGAAAUUCGCACCUCUCGCCAAGAUACCUUCGUUUGGAAUGACGAACACAAAGACCCGGAUGACGGCGCAUUUCAUGACAGAAGCAACCAACGCAAUAAACGAACACGAAAUUAGCGAAUUGAUGAAUGUAUGGCCCGCUCUCCUUCACGAUCUUAUUAAUACAGAUCAUUACUUAGAUUUACCUGAUGUCUCCAAGUGGAUGGUCAAGUCAUUGCAGUAUAAUGUUCUCCACGGAAGGAAAAGGCGAGCAUUGACCUUGAUUCGUACUUAUCAAAUGCUUACACCUCAAGAAAAACUGACAAAUGAAAAUAUUCACCUAGUGCGUAUACUAGGCUGGUGCAUGGAAUUGCUUCAAGGAUUUCUAUUGAUAAUAGACGAUAUUCAAGAUAAAUCUCAAAUACGAAGAAAUCAACCUUGUUGGUAUCUUUUUGAUGAUAUUGGUCUAGCAGCCAUUAACGAUGGAUUUAUGAUAGAAAACACUAUUUAUCAAAUAUUAAAACUUUAUUUCAAAGAAAAAGAAUAUUAUGUCGACUUAGUGGAGUUAUUUCAUGACUAUAUCUUGAAGACGACAAUAGGACAAUGUUUAGAUCUAUUAUCGACCAAUUUUGGUAAGACAGCAAAUUUAGAUGUAUUUACGAUGGAUCGAUAUAAUUCAAUCAUCAAGAACAAAACGGCCUAUUAUGCCUUUGUGCUACCAGUUAAGUUGGCUAUGUGUGCAGCGAACGUGAAAGAUCCAGAACUGCACAGACAAGUAGAAGCACUUUUAUUAGAGAUGGGCCACUUUUAUCAAAUUCAAGAUGAUUAUCUGGAUUGUUAUGGCGAUACAAAAAUUAUUGGUAAAAAUUCUACGGAUAUACAGGAGGGAAAAUGCACGUGGCUAAUAGUUUCUGCUUUGCAACGUGUCACUCCUGAACAAAGAAAAAUAUUAGAAGAAUGUUAUGGCUCUGAAGAUUUGGAAAAAGUCAGGCGAGUGAAAAAUCUAUACGAUGAUUUAGAUUUGCCAAACGCUUAUUCCAUAUUUGAAAAGGAAACAUAUAAUCUGAUUAUGGCCCACAUAAAACAACUACCAAACAGCUUACCACAGAAUUUCUUUUCUGAUAUAUUGAGAAAGAUAUAUCAUAGGAAAAACUAAAUAUAUUUUUUAUAAUCAUUUUGUCACAGGGAUUAUUGCGUAAGAAAUUUAUCAACUUAAGUUAUGAUAAUUAUUAUAUAUUAAGACUACCUUCCCUUUCAUCUACGUCCUACUAUCUACUAUCCUUUGAGGUGCAAUAGUUAUCAUCGAAACUUAAUAUAUGUACGUUAUAUGUGUACGAUUAUAAUUAUAUAAAUUGAUUGCAGAAUAUUGGUGAUAGAUUAAUAAUAUUUUAUACGAUUUUACUAUGUGGUUUGAUAAAAAAAUAAAUGAUAAUUAUACAACAAAGCAUGCUCGUAGAAACAUCUGUGGGUUGUGCGCAUGUGGAUGUGUAAUAGAAAAAUGAUUCCGAA